AUGAAGUACUACUAUUGUCCAGCAGCUCAGACCAUCAGCCCCAAGCCUUACACCAAUGACUUUGGACUUCCGAUCACCUGCAAGGGGAAAGCAGCUCUGAAGCCGGUCCGCAAUGUCCACUUCCCAAAUGAAAUUGUGUUCCAGGAUUACAUCAGACAGGGAGAGAUGGAGAGGAUUGGACUCUUCAUCAGAUCCAAACGGGUCAGUCUGGACACCCUCUACCCCUCAGGAAUGGCCGCUAUUCACGAAGCUGUUCUGUCUGGGAACCUGGACUGUGUGAAGCUGCUGCUGAGCUACGGAGCAGACAUCCAUCAGAGAGACGAGGACGGCUGGACCCCUCUGCACAUGGCCUGCAGCGACGACUACCCCCACAUCGCACGGUACCUUCUCUCUCUGGGAGCAAAUCGAGACCUUGAAAACGACAAUGGGGAGAAACCAGAAGAUUUGAUCGACCCAGACAGCAAGGAGUUGAUGCAGCUUUUUGGCCUCGUUACAAAUGACUGA
Messenger RNA from Knipowitschia caucasica, 504 nucleotides. NCBI's taxonomy places the organism in Eukaryota, Metazoa, Chordata, Actinopteri, Gobiiformes, Gobiidae. The record is from the annotation of a GenBank genome assembly.